Molecule: messenger RNA, 1758 nt
Organism: Lycium ferocissimum
Lineage: Eukaryota; Viridiplantae; Streptophyta; Magnoliopsida; Solanales; Solanaceae
Product: F-box protein At4g00755-like
Exons: 6
Coding region: 268-1185 (305 amino acids)
Molecular function (GO): protein binding
Source: RefSeq, a predicted model, not a curated record
AGACAGCCUACCCUAAUACAAGUAUUAGUGGCUGCUUUCAUGACUCGAACUCAUGACCUAUAGAUCACACGGAGACAACCUUAUAGUUGCUCCAAGGUUCCCCAUCGAGAAUAAAAGAAACUAAAGGUUCUUUCUGGGCAGCUUCUAAAAGAUUUCUAGUAAGUCGUGGAGUUUGUCUGCUAAUUGAUUUGUUUAUUGCACAUUUGAGCAAUUUUCUGGGCUCUAGACACAGAUGUCCUGCUGGUUUGAGUUUGGGACUUUGAAAAAAUGCGCUUUCGCCGAAAAAGACGCACAAAACUAGGAGAAGGAAGCAGCAUCCAGCUCGAUGAAUCUGAAGCAGCAGAUCUGCAAGUGGAGGCACGUGUUGAUUUUGUGCUGUGGCUUGAAAAUGACGUGUCUCUGAACAUUCUAAUGCGUUUGGAUGAUCCAACUGAUGUGCUCUGUGCUGGCGCUGUUUCACGCCUUUGGCACCAAUUUGUUGUUACUAAUGGAAUUUCCAAGCAACUCUGUCUGAGAAAGUUUCCGCAGCUUUCUACAAUUGCACGUAUAACAGAACCAUAUGUGAGAGUAGCAGAAAGAAAAGAUGUCGAGUCUAGCAAUUCCGGCUGGGAGACUCUAAACAGAGACCAUAAUGUGUAUGCUUAUCUACUUCAUGAUAUUGGAAAAUUAAACAUUUGUACAAGUGAUUGCAUCGGUAAUGCAGUUACCGAUUCAAUUAGGGACAAUGAUGAUCUAGAUGAAAGUAUUUUCAAUACUUUAAUUCCAAUGAACAUGUAUCGAAAUAGACCUUCAUACUGGUCAAGUAAAGGACACAGUGAUCCCAAUGCUCCCGAGAUGCUAAUUUACAAAUUGAAAGCUGAUCUUUGUGUCAUCACUGAGAUAAAUAUACAACCUUUUGAAGUUUGGUUCCAUUCAGGCAAGCCCAUACACUCCGCAAAAUCUGUUCGAUUUCGAUUAGGCCACCUCAAGUCCUCAAGAGAUAAGCGUGAUCUCCUGCACUUGCCUGAGCAACAGCCUGCUGAUGACGAGUUUGUUUGGACGUAUACCUCGGAAGAAUUCCCUAUGAGACAGGAAAACCGCUUGCAGCAGUUCAAGCUACCAGAAUCGGUACUUUGCAUUGAUGGAUAUCUGCAGAUUGAACUGUUGGGCAUAGCUGAGAGAUGUGAGAUUGACGACUUGUUUUAGAUAUGCAUUCGCUAUGUGGAAGUUAGAGGGCGGCCACUCUGUCCUGCCUUUGGUGUACAGGACAUCGACCCGUCUGGAGACUUUGUGCUCAAGUACAAAAGAGAGGUUCUCUAAUCAAUGUUGCAAAGCUUGUUAACAGAAUUUAUCCAAGAUGCAAAUGUACCUCCCAUAACAUUCGAAGAAGUAGUGCUUGAACAUGCAGGUCUAUUGAAAUAUUAAGUAAAAGAAUUACCUGCCUAGCUUUGGACCCAUGAAGUGGAAUGACGACGACAAGUAAAUGGACCAUAGAGAAGUUUGGUGUGCUUGAUAUGAAUGAUAACAUUCUCCAAUAGUUCAUUUGAAAUAGUUUUUAACUGUUAUUAGUGUUGGAUAGUGAGAUAAAGUUUCUUCUGGAAAAAUAGUUUUCGGAAGAUAUUUUCUUUCAUACCAAUCACCCUUUGUAAUAUAACGCUAUGAUUUUCUCUUCUUUUAGUUUUCUACAUUACUUUUCAAGUAAUAUCCUGCAUUCUCCUUUGUAGAUUCACACCAGUUCUUUUUAAUUUUAGAGGCUGGAGCUGCAUAAACUCCUUUGUA